AUGGAAGACCAUCUCCAGCCGUCAAAGACUGGAGAUGAAAAGGGCUUGGAUGAAAGUUUUAUGAGCGAAAUUGAAGGCAUGUUAACUGUGAUGUCGGAAGAAAUCAAAACAUAUCAAGACGGGGAUAUUUACUGUAUUGAAAUUCCUCAAAAAGAUCUUUUUGAUAAAUGGAUGUUAUCUCUGAAACUACGGUAUUGGUUAGAUCUUGGCGGUCGUGAUAACUAUGAUGUAGCAUGGCUUCGAAAGAUCGAUGAUAACAGCACAUUAGAAGAAAUUUUAAUAAAUAUCAAGAAAUGUGAUACGUCAGAAGCGUCUGCAGGGUCAAUUCCAAGCGAGAAUCUAUUUUCAAUCAAAGCUAUUAUAUCUAAGAUGAAAUUACUUAUCGAAGGAAAGUUUAUCGACAUAUGGAAAAGAAACGAGUACCAGAAAUUGAUCUGUUUAGUAUCAAAGCUAUGUCUGUGCCCUGAUGUCAACCAAGAAACCGCCGGUGAACUUUACACGAACGAAUUUUAUGGUCAAAACGUACCUGAUCAUAUCAUUAACCUUGAUAAUGUCUCGUUAGAUGUGUAUGCGGAUUCCGACUCGGAGGAUGACCCUAGGUGUCAAGAACCUGAAGAAAUUGUUAAUGAAACGCCAAAGAAAGUAAAACCCCCCAGGAAAACAAGAAUCAAGUCGCGUAAAUUAUUGGCGAGUAACUUGACACCCCAAAGUCACAAGGAAAAACAUAUGAAGGCUCAUUCAACUAAGAAAACAUAUCCAAAUUCGGAAGUAAAAGAUUUACAACAAGUACUUGAGGCGGUAAAUUCUUGCAACAAAAGAAUAGAUAACUUGGAAACCAUUACUGCCAAUCUGGACAAAAAUUUGACUAAUUCUGUUUUUGACUGUAAAGUUGUGAACAAUAUGGUGUGUGAAUUGAAAAGCGAGUUAUUCACAUCACUCGACAGCAAAUUGAAGCACCAACUAUCAGUAAUGCGAGAAGACCAAAAUAGUUUCAAAAAUGAAAUGGAAGAGAAAUUAAAAAAAGCAGAAACAGAAGUGAAACGGCUCCAAGGUCGGGUCGGGUCACUUGUGGAAGAGAAAACCAAUCUGUUGAAGCGGAUAAAAAGCUUAGAAAUUGACAAUAAAACAUUUAAAGACGAAGUAAGUUCGCUAAAUACAGCUAUAAAAGUAAACUAUAAUGAUGAUAUCAACACAAAUCCAACGUUAAUACAGUGUGAAAAUUCAGUUGUUGAUUCAACCAAAGAAGCUAAUCCAGACGCUGCUGCUAAUAAUUCUCCCAAUAUCACUGCUGCCGAAAACCCUGACACCGAAACUCCCAACGUUAAAAUUCCGGACAAUGGAAAUGCUACCAAUCAUGACGAAUAUGACUUUGUCAUGUUAUGUGACUCGAACAGGAAAUUCUUAAACAUAAGUAAGCUGUGUUCGAGUAGACAUAGCAAAAUCAUUCCCUGUAAUACAACAAAAAAGGCCAAAGAAAUUCUAGAGUCUCCCAGAUUUGAUGUCAAAAAAGGAAUCAUCAUAAACACUGGA
This is a messenger RNA of Paramuricea clavata, 1530 nucleotides long. NCBI's taxonomy places the organism in Eukaryota, Metazoa, Cnidaria, Anthozoa, Malacalcyonacea, Plexauridae. The record is from the annotation of a GenBank genome assembly.